This is a messenger RNA of Sitodiplosis mosellana (orange wheat blossom midge), 3545 nucleotides long. RefSeq lists its product as uncharacterized. NCBI's taxonomy places the organism in Eukaryota, Metazoa, Arthropoda, Insecta, Diptera, Cecidomyiidae. The transcript has 7 exons. Bases 450 to 2795 code for a protein of 781 amino acids. The record is from RefSeq and is a predicted model, not a curated record.
AGCGUAAAUCAGAUUCAAGUUGAUAUCAUCAACUAAUUGUUGACCAAAGUGCAAUGACAUUUGCGAAGACGUUAAUACAGACAUCAAAAGCAUCGGCAAUUAUGAGUGUGCAAGAAUCAUAAGUUUUUCAUAUACAAAACCUAACCACACAAAAGAAUCUUUUCACUCAUCUUCUGUUGUGCAUGCGUCGGAAACUACUUGUGUCAUGUUAUAUGCGCCAAUACAUUUACAUUCGUAGACAUAGUUGACAGAUACUGCCAUAUCAAUCAUUUGUAUUCAAACCCUUGUGUAGCGGCUUAACCAUAUUUACACUGUGUCAAAUAAUUACAAUAAAAUUAAUUCCGCAGAAUAAAGAAAUAAAGUGCGAGCAAAAAAUCUAAUUUCCACUUGAUCCCGUGUCUUCAGUUCACGUUUUGAAUAAGCAAAGGUUUAAAAUAAAUAAAAAAAAAAUGAAGGCUUGGAAAGUGGAGCUGAAUGAUUUGCUGGAGAAAAUUGAGCGGCACACAUCAGCUUCGCUGUGGCGCAUCAAAAAGGAGUUUGAGCGAUCUGGUUCAUCGUUUGAUAGGAAGUUCAGAAAACGAUUUUUACGACUGACAAACAAUCGGUUAAGUGAAGUGUACGACCGAAUUGAGAUUGAGUCGUUGGCCACGGAAGGUCAUCGAAGUAAUCAAGGACAAGUACAUUACCGCAAUGACAGUGAACGACCCGGAAUACGGUUACGUGGUACUCGUGAACCGUCCGAGGAACUAGAGAAAAAUUUCAAACAGAAAAUGGUUCGGAAUGAGACGAAAAAACUAUCAACACAUUCGAAAAAGUCCAAGCACAUAACAGCACAACGGCCAGUUGACAUUAGCCGACGCCUUGGAAAAAAACAUCACAAAAGUGAUAUCGAUGAGUUGCCAAAUGGUAUAUUUCCCAUCGAAAAUAUAAAAAAAGAGGCGACUGGAAGCAGUUCGAAUCCCUUUCGUUCUAGACGUACAUCAGAGUCCACGGUGAGCCAACCGCCUGAUGGAAACGAUUCUUUUUCACACGUCAAAAUAAAAGUUGAGAAUCCAAGUCCGACAUCAUCUCAAUCAACUCAUGAUGGAUGUACGCUGAAAAGAAAACAUGACACGAACAGUGAAGGCAACAGCGAUAACAAUGAGGGAGAUACCAAAAAACGGAAAAUAAACAAAGACGAUAAUAAUUUGGGUAAAGAAGAGGAAACUUCAUCUUUGGAAGAUAUGGAAUUCUAUUGUGUUCACUGUUCGGAUUCAAACGAUGCCAACGAAUCGAAUAGCGGAACAAUUGAAGAUGUUUAUGGUCAUUGGCUUUCAGGCCAUACCGAUUUGAAAAAUGUGAAACCAUUUUGGUUUUAUGUUACCGGCACGUUGGCUUGUUUCUAUUGUAAUUUCGUUUGCAAUUAUCAAGAAAUGGUUAAGCAUCACCAGGAUAAUCACACAGACGAGCCAUUUGCAGUCGUUACACAAGCUGACCGUAAGAAAUGUGGCUUAUGUCAAUACCACGGCGAUGAAAUAGUUGCUCACUUUGCAGCUGAACAUGAUGGAUUAUUUCAAUCAACACUAUUCAAUCCGGCUCGUUUAUCGGUUGGUAUUUUGGGAAAACUGUUUGCUAUUGACAUUCACAAGAAACGACAAUGCGGUCGUUGCGACAUCAUUUUGGAGACACAACAUGAAAUGGAAGUGCAUCAAACGGCAGAACAUAACGGUGAAACGAUCUCUAGCGAAUAUUUUGAUGGUCAAAGCGCAUAUGUCAUUUGCGAUCAUUGUUCAUGCAAAGUUGAUGGCACGAAAUUUUUCCACCACAUUGAAAGUCAUCGGUACAACUUUCCGUGCUCAAAAUGCGAUUUCAAAACGAAAAACUUGAUCGAUUUGGUGGUUCAUGAAAAGGAUGAGCAUCGCACAAACUCAUUGAACUAUCACUGCUUCGAAUUUUCGGAACGAUUAAAGAAGCAAUUCUUCAACUCGAAGGUCGUCUUCGGAAAUGGACUCGUGCUCACGAAUUACAAUUUCAAGAACACAAUCUACGAUGACAGCGAACAAUUUGACACAUUCAUUGCAUCUCUAAUCGAAAAGAUGAAGCGAAAAUUCAACCGAAUCAUGGAGAAGAGACAGGUCAAAGAGCCGGACAGCCGUGCUACAUCUCGUGCGGCAUCUGUGAUAUCAAAUACAUCCGACAGAGUGGAUCAAGUACGUUCUCUAUCCGUCGACUCACAUCGCAAUCCAUUCCGAGUUUCAUCGAUGCCAUCACUUAUGACCGAACUCGAGCAACAGAAUCAGCUGGACAACAAUCUUUCUGUGCUUGGAUUCCCUCGUUUGAGAAAUGAAGACUUGACAGAAAUGUUCUUGAAAUUAUGCAAACAGCUGAAGGUAAAUGUAUCACAUCGUGAUAUCGUUCGUAUCUAUCGUACGAAUGGUGUUAUUGAGCAGGUGAUUGUUAAAUUUCGGAACUUCGAAACCAAGGUAAUGGUGAAAAAUAGCGCGCAUACAAGAGAUGUGUGGACAAACGAUUUGUUCAAAUUGCCACCAAAUGAAAAGCCGACAAAAAUUUUCAUCAAUUUGCAUACGACACGUUUCUACGGCAAAAUGGUGAGUAUCGCAAGGGAAGCACGAAAAAAUAACAACAUCUAUUCGUACUACUUGUGUAAGCGUGGUUUGAUUGUCAAACGCACUGAAAACAGCAAGGAACGUGUCAUUUUGUCAAACAACGAACUGAUGGACUUCAUUUAUGGGGAGAAAAAGAGCAAAUCAUCUGCUCAGAAACGCAGCCAUCAAACGAGUCGACAGACAAAUUGAAAAAAAAAAUUCAAUGGUUUUUUACGGGUCGAGUAUUAUUUCCAAAUGUUGGAUAUUAUCGGCCACAAUGAAUUAGUUUCAAAAACUGAUCAGAAUUAACCACUAAUGUAAAUUUUUCGCUAGCCGUUAAAUUAUUUGAAAUGAAAUUAUUACAUGUUUUGUUAUACAAACGAAAUUCAAUUCAAUUUUGAACCAAUUCUCUGCGAAAAUAUGUUUUUACAUAGUAAAAUAACAUUAAAGCGUAUCAUUCGAGAAAAAAAAGUAAAACUAAAACUUAUAGGAUUCAUGGUAUUUGCCUUAGCUUAUUAUAAAUUGUGGCCAAUGAUACGUUAAAAACUUUUUUCUACAUCUCGAUCUAUGUUAAGGACCUUCAAAAGAGCAUUGAUAGCGUACAAUUCAUAAGCUCAAUUCGUUAUUUACCUAAUUUUCUAACAUAUACAUACAUUUAAAAUGUAGCCAAAAAAAACAAAAAAUUAUUUCUAACAAUGCUAUCCAAGUGGAUGAACAAUGUUCAAUAUAUAUUUGAAUCUGUUUUAAAUUAUAUUUAUUUCAUUUAUUAUGCGCUUAUAGUCGGCAAUUUUUGAAGAAAAAAAAUUCUUCUGAUUAACAUAAAAAAUGACGCCUAUUGUUAGGAAUUGCAAUUAAAUGAAAUAACAGUGAAUUUAUUCGAUAAAUUGGCGACAUAAAUUGUUAACAUUGAAUUAAAAAUAAAUCAUAUAUUUUAGGUGUUUCACGAAAUAAACAGUGAAA